CUUUUGCAGCAGCUGUCAAAAGUGACAGGUGUGAUAUUUUGGACGAAGACGAAACCGCCACGAAGAAGAAACAGAAGAAGCAUGGAGGGCGGCUCUCAGGAGGUGCUGUAUGCACCAGACGACGUCGUGCCAGCGCACACUGUGUCGCUGACAGCAUCCGAUACCAUCACCAUCGCCCGAGCGUUUGAGGCGGCGUUGAGCGAUGAUGACGCUGCCGCCAACGAUCAAACCUUGAAGGCCGACGACGUUGUCAGCCUCGUGGCAUCCCUCCUUGGCGAGCCUGUGAGCGACAACAUCAUGGAGUUUGUCCUGGACAGGACUGAAGGCAUGGACAGGGUGGACUUCAAGACGUUCCUCCACCUGUUCACUGAGGUGUUGCUGCAGACCACAGAGUGGGGCAAGCUGAAGAAGCAGCCAGCCAGCGUCGUUGGCUUCCACACGUACGGCGAUCAGAUGCAGCGGCAGAUUCUGCAUGAGGGCGUCAACUUCAACAUCAUUCUCGUUGGCGCCAGCGGUCUGGGCAAGUCCACCUUUGUGGACACCCUGUUUAAGUCGUCUGUGAGCUGGCGCGCCAACGCCAACCCCACCGGCUUUGGCAUCCCAUCCACCGUCCAGAUCCACACCCUCACCCACGUGCUUGAGGAGAAGAGCAUGCGUGUGAAGCUCAGCAUCACAGACACACCCGGUUUCGCCGAUGCCAUCAACAACGCCGACGCGUGGCAGCCGAUUUGCGACUUUAUUGAUGCCCAGCACUCCGCGUUCCUCGAUGCUGAGUUGGCCGUGGAGCGUGAUGUCAACAUCCCAGACACACGCGUGCACGCUUGCAUCUACUUCAUCGAGCCCACAGGCCACGGGCUGAGCGAGCUUGACAUGCAGGCGAUGCUGAGUCUCCAGGAGCGGGUGAAUCUGGUGCCCGUCAUAGCAAAGGCGGACACACUCACACGCGACGAGCUCGAGCACUUCAAGCAGCGGAUCCGCGAGGACAUGACCACAGCGAACAUUCUGCCGUUCCCGCAGUCGCGCCCGACACAGAGCGAAUCGCAGAUGAUGGCUGCCGUCCGCCUCCUCGAGGAGCAGCCGUUUGGAAUUGUUGGUCAGAACUUCACUGAUCCGGACACGGGCGUGCGCGGGCGCAAAACGCGCUUUGGCGUCGUGGAGAUCGACAACAGCGAGCACUGCGACUUUUCCAAACUUCAGGAUAUGCUCAUCAGGACACACAUGCACGACCUGCGGAUGGUGACGCGUGAGGUGCACUACGAAAACUACCGCAGGCGCAACCUGGAGCCGCCGCCAUCGCAGGAUGACGGCAGCGUGACGGACGAUUUCGACCAGCAGCAGCCGCCGCAGCAGCAGGCUGUGGUUGAUGUGGCACCAUCCACCACGUCCACGCAGAGCAAAGUGCCUGCCCAUUCCUCCGUUUGAGGGCAACACGGGAACGUCGUGUUGCUGUUUGCACAAGUGAUGUGUGGUCGCUGUUUUCUCACUCGACAGCUUGGUGGUGGUGGUGGUGGUGGUGGUGGUGGUGGUGGUGCGUGUGUGUUGUUGAUUGGUCAUCUCCAGAGGGGAGGUGGAGGAGGAGAUGUAAAGUAUGAACUGGUUUGCCGAACCGUUGCUGGUCACACGAUCAUUCCGUGUCUGUAUUGUCUCUUGCUGGUUCUGUGUACGAUUGUGUACUCGUGCUUGUGUGCUGUACAUCUGUGAAUCGUUGGGAUUCAUGCCAUGUCACAUGAUCAGAAUAAACAUGUUGCUGAAACUAC
Salpingoeca rosetta is the source of this 1757-nucleotide messenger RNA. RefSeq lists its product as uncharacterized. Lineage: Eukaryota; Choanoflagellata; Craspedida; Salpingoecidae. The record is from RefSeq and is a predicted model, not a curated record. Gene Ontology annotation, biological process: cytoskeleton-dependent cytokinesis. Bases 82 to 1422 code for a protein of 446 amino acids. The transcript is spliced from 14 exons. Gene Ontology annotation, cellular component: septin ring; septin complex; microtubule cytoskeleton. Gene Ontology annotation, molecular function: GTP binding; GTPase activity; molecular adaptor activity.